Messenger RNA from Pseudogymnoascus destructans, 1098 nucleotides. RefSeq lists its product as uncharacterized. Gene Ontology annotation, molecular function: protein binding. Bases 131 to 766 code for a protein of 211 amino acids. Lineage: Eukaryota; Fungi; Ascomycota; Leotiomycetes; Thelebolales; Thelebolaceae. The record is from RefSeq and is a predicted model, not a curated record. The transcript has a single exon.
GUCGAGUAAAAGGUUCAGCUACUCACCCAGCUGAGUAACCCACUGAGCAAGUGAGCCGAGUAUUGAGCGAGUAGUGCGCAGCCUAGUGAGGGCUCAGGAUCAGAUCCGGAUACGAUCCGCCGAACACUGAAUGAUGCCAGGAAAGGCCAGUAGCUCCGGCAGCACCCCCAAAAACUGGCCCUCUCACAUCCCCUACCUCAAAACACCAGCCUAUUCCCGCACCCUUAGCCCUAUCCAACUGAAAGCCCUCCGCACACGCACGUCAACAGCUCAAGACACACCUCAAACGGCUCCAGGGCCAUGUCCCCUCGUGCGCAUUACACCAAUAGCCAAUCCGUCACAUCCCGCAAAUGGACAGAGCGGGUUGUUUGCUGCAAAAGAUCUUCCCCCAGGCUCCUUCGUCCUGCCCUACGUUGGGGAAGUUCACGGCAAGGGAGCGGCGCACGAGGCGAGCGAUUAUGACCUGAGUCUUGAUCGAGACACCGAACUGGCGGUAGAUGCGGCACGAUGUGGGAACGAAGCUAGGUUUGUGAAUGACUACCGCGGGGUGCCGGGUGUAGUAAAGCCAAAUGCGGAGUUUCGAGAAGGGUGGGGUGGGAAAGAGCGAGCGAUGGGGGUUUGGGUAUUGCCAGCUGGGAAGGCGGGCAAAGGGAAGGGGAUUAAGAAGGGGGAAGAAAUUUUGGUGAGCUAUGGGAGAGGAUUUUGGGGGGCGAGGAAGGAGGUAGAUGAAGGAGAUGGUGGAGGCGAGCAGGUGGCUGGACAUUGACGCUGAGGACUGCUCGUGACUGAGCUAUAAUCCACCCAAACGAUCGUGUCGCUGCUUGGUUUGAGCAAAGUGGGCGUUCAAGGAGCUAACCCCCCCCAACAAAGCUUUGAUAUCGAGUAUUGCUGGGCAGACCGACUGGAUGUUGCUGUUCCUAGAAACCCCCGUCGACGACGGUCUGCCAUCACAAUCAAGAAGUCCCACCAGAUCGACUGAUUCGGGGAAGAGUUGAGCAGGCUGCGCUAAGAAGCCGGGAGAACAGUUGCUCCAAAGCCAAAGGACUACGGUUAUAUGAUGAGAAUAGGGGAAGGCGAAAAGAACUGGGAGACUGGGGG